UGACGUCAAUCAGCAAUAAAUGGCAUUAUUUCGACACUUAUUGCACACCAGACUCCCUGUCCAUACCUUCCUGAGCGACAUCGCAAGACAUCAUAGCUGUGUGACUGUGAAGACCAAACCAAUCAGUGGUCGACUCAGCGAUCGCUGUCUUCACACAAACUCUCAAUUACUGCACAAAAAGUCACAAAACGAUAACAAAAGUGAGACAAUGGCUGACGAAGUGAUUGCUUCACAAACAGCUCAUCCAACAGAAGACACCAUUUUCGGCAAAAUCGUCCGCAAAGAGAUCCCAACGAACUUCAUAUAUGAAGACCAAAAGUGCGUUGCCUUCAAUGACAUCUCUCCGACGGCUCCCACACACUUCCUCGUGAUUCCCCGCAAACCUAUCACUGGAUUAUCUACUGCUCAAGAGGAAGAUGAACAGCUGUUGGGACACCUGAUGUUUGUUGCGGCCAAAGUGGCCAAAGAGCAGGGAUUACAAGACGGAUAUCGAGUGGUGAUCAACAAUGGAAAGAAUGGCUGUCAGUCUGUAUACCACUUACACCUUCAUGUGAUCGGUGGCCGACAACUGGGUUGGCCUCCGGGUUAGUCCUCACUCGGCCUCCUCUUGACAUAAGGACACGAAAUGCUUAACAACACAGAAAUCUUUGAAUAUUCGUUGUCUUUAUUAACAUUUAAAGGAAUUAUAAUUGUAUUGAAUAUCAAAUGAAUAAAUAUUUUGAAAAUUUAUUUUAAAA
Oppiella nova is the source of this 737-nucleotide messenger RNA. NCBI's taxonomy places the organism in Eukaryota, Metazoa, Arthropoda, Arachnida, Sarcoptiformes, Oppiidae. The record is from the annotation of a GenBank genome assembly.